AGCCACCUGAUUGUUCGAGCAUCGUGUGUGACCUGCAAUGUCCAUCGGAUAGUAAAGUUGUACGAAUUGAUAAUUAUGAUUCGAUCCUAUUGGCGAUGAAUGCAACGGAAGCGCCGCCGCCACAACCACUUCACGAGGCAAUCACAUUGAAACGAAAACGUGCCAUACUGACACGACGACGAGAAUCGAUCAAAAUCGUUCCCGGCGAUUACAUUCGACGUCGACGCGAUGCCAACAAUGACACAUCAUUGGCUGUUGCUACUGCUCAAAAAUGUUGCGAAUGCAAAUGUGAUUUUGAUAAAUGCCCAGAAUUCAAAUGCCCGCCCAAUACAUACAAAAUGACCGUUGCACAAGCGUCACAAGUACCAGGCAGCUGCUGUGCUAAGUAUCGAUGCACCACCGAAAAGCCAACAUGCUAUUCACACAAUCUACGCAGACAUAUCAAUGCACUGGAACAAUGGUCCGAAGAUCCGUGCACACAUUGCACAUGCACCGAAACUGGUGAAACCAGCUGCGAAGCAUCGAUCUGUAAAUCAUUGAAUUGCGAAAAGAGACGCACAAUCGAGGGUGAAUGCUGCCAAGUUUGUGAUAUUAGUGAUAGUAAAUUCUGCGAGCCAGAAAUUGAAUGUGAUCGUCAAUGUCGCAACGGUUUCGAACACGAUCCAGUUCGUGGUUGCGCCAUUUGCACUUGCGCCAAAUCGAAUGCGACCACGACAACCACCAUUAGCACUUCUACCACCACUAAACAAACCACUUUGGGAUUAGAUGAUAUAGCGAACAGUACGAUUGCUGUUGGCCAAAUAACCACGACUCAAUCGACGACAUGGGACACAGAGACAAGCACCGAUUUCGAUUUGAGUCCAGAUAUUAUAGAUAAUAUGAAUGCAUCAUCGACCAAACCGAUCAACAAUGAUGAAGAUUGGUAUGUUCCAUUGCGCAUUGUGCUCGGAAUCUGCGUAACGAUCGCUGCAUUUGCAAUUGUUGUGAGCCUCACGUGCCGGCGCAUCAGUCACAAAAAGGACAAACAUCAUCUAAAUCGCAAGCAAAACGCGCCAUUACUAUAAUUUUAACGAACAAACGAAUGAUGAAUUCCGCGAGUUGGAAGAGGAAAAAUCGCGAAUUUCUUUCAAUUUCGACUUCAAUUAUAUGAAUGAAUGAAUGAAAAAAAAAAAUACACAUUAUCAGGUUCAGGUGUAAUUUUGUGAUGUUCUGACUUUCGACUGGGAUACUCGACUGCGUUGGCGCCAAAUUGGCACCACCAACGUGUCAACUACGAAACAAAAAGCGAGAAGUGAAUAAGUAAAAGAAAAGUGUGUGAGAGAAAGAGAAAAAAAAAAGAUCCGUUUGCCUGGCGGGAUAUACACAAAAACAAAACAGAAAAUAAAAAGUCGAAUUAUGAUUUCGGUUUAGGUUUAGACUGUAGGCAAUAUCUAAAUGUAGGGAAACAAAAACACUAGACUAAUUAAAAAAGAAAUCACUUGAAAUGAAUAUCAAACGCAAAGAAAAGAGAGAGAAACACACUUAGUGCGUCAAUUUGUGCUCGCCAAAUUCAUUGAUACUUGGCUAACUAUCAACGUUCUCAUGUCUCCUUUUGAUCCAUUUUUAUUAUUCUUUUUAAAUUUUUUUUUCUUCUUAAAUUAUUACUAAAAAAAACCAACUGCGAUAGCCAAUCAAGGUCUUCUCUUUGCAGCGCACAUAUUUUUUGAUCGUUUUGCCGUGUAACAACAAGCAAGAAGCAAAAUAAAUUUUGAUUUUCACGAUUUUCAUUUCAAAAAGCUAACGAAAAAAAUGAAACGAAAUCUUUUCGAUUUAAGACAAAACAGUAAUGUACAGCGUUGCUGUAAUGUGUUUUUUCUUAUUGAAAUUAUGUUAAGGGCAAACACUUUGCAUCAUAUAUAUCCCAUAUAUAAUUUUCUUGAAUCAUUGCCUCCUUUUUUUGUGAUAAAUCAUAAAUCAUCGAUGACCAAUCGAAGGGAUUGCAUAAAAUACGAUACGGUAAAGCCAGUUUGGAUACACUCUAAAGAAUACUUUUUUUUCCCUUCCCCGGAAAAGUGUCGAUAUAUACAGUCCAGUUUGUUAGCAUGUUGUGGUUUCGAUGACACUCUCUUCUCUCUCUCUCUCACUUCUGAAAUAGUUGAAUUGACCGCAGCUUAAUUUACACUUAUUUUCUACAAACAUAGCGUCGUUUUUUCCGAUUUGCCGCAAAAAUUCAUUGCCAAAUUCUACCGACACAUUUCAUCCGCGAAUGUUCGGUUUGAAGUACCCAAACUCAAGUCUUGCCUCAAAUUUGUCGUUACCACACAUUUGCAUAACAUUUUACCCAUCGUAUUUUAUUUUCGAUAAAUCUUCUUUUUUUUUACCACUCGUUUCGAUUGAAAAAAGCAAACGAAAUGCGAGAAAGAAAAGAGAAAACAAAAACAAUCUUAAAUGUCUCAUCAUUUCUCAUUCGUGUUGUCCGCGAUAUAUUCAUCGAGAUGCCGCUGUCGCACACGAAUGAUACUAUUAUAUACUAAUCAUUUACGAUAUGGCCAAACGAUUUAAAUAUCGAAACCCCCCCCCCCCCCCAUAUUCUUUUAUUUUUAUUCUUCUUCUUCUUUACGUUUUAUUUUUUUCUUCGUUAAGUUGUUAGUUUUUAUCAUAAAUUAUAUUUUAUUUGUAAUUCGUAUCAUAAUUAUUUGCUCUUAAUUUUAUGCAAAACACACACACACACACACACAUACACAAAUUAUAUAUGCAAAUGUAAUCAUCUUGCCAAUUGAAAAAGUAUUUUUGUAUUAUGAUUUUUAAUAAGGCUUAUUAUUAUCAUCAUGAAUGAAAAAUAAAAAAAACUGUUAAAAGCACGAAAAAAAUACAAAAACACAAGUUAAAAAAAAAGAGUCGGCAACGCCUCCUGCUGCUGUUGCUUUGCACCGACAAAAACAACCGCUAUUUGGCAGCUAGGAGCAGGGAGCAAUAGCAAACAAAAAAAAUUAAUAAUUGUCAUACAAUUACAUCUAAACAAUUUUCGCAAAUUAAAAUGAAAUUGUUCUCGUCUGUAUUAUUUUAUUUUGCCGUCAAACGCCACCACACAUCCUAAUUUGGUCACACAUCGAACCACAUUUUUAUUUUUAACAUUGUUUUUUCUUCUUUAUUUUAGACGUUGAAACGUUAUUAUACACCAACAACAAAUUCUAUUUUACAAUUACGAACGAUAAUUAACUAAUUUUAUGCAAUUUAAAGAAGAAACAUUUUGAAAAUACAAAUAAAAACGACCAAAAAAUAUCAAAAAAUCAA
Sitodiplosis mosellana (orange wheat blossom midge) is the source of this 3273-nucleotide messenger RNA. RefSeq lists its product as uncharacterized. NCBI's taxonomy places the organism in Eukaryota, Metazoa, Arthropoda, Insecta, Diptera, Cecidomyiidae. The record is from RefSeq and is a predicted model, not a curated record. Gene Ontology annotation, molecular function: serine-type endopeptidase inhibitor activity; protein binding.